AUCCCUGAGCAGAACUUCGGAGCUCCCGCGGAUUUCACCGCCUCUCAGAGCUGGAGAAGCUUACGUCACGCGGCGCGCGUGCUCCAGAGGCCCUCCCCUUUACCCUCCCCAAACCUUGUGUCUCCUCUCCACUGAGAAAACAUGCCAGAGUGUGCCCUGCCGGAAAGCAGCACGCCGCCGCGGCAUUUCACGACGUCGGCGGCUAAACGCCCACGAAACGCUCCUACUCCCUCCCGGUUGCCGGGCGAAAGCAAGCAUGAUGCUCGGUGCGGGGGACGAAGAUGACACCGACUUCCUCUCGCCUAGCGGCGGUGCCAGAUUGGCUUCUCUUUUUGGACUGGAUCAGACAGCUGCUGGCCAUGGAAAUGAAUUCUUCCAGUACACAGCCCCAAAGCAGCCUAAGAAGGGCCAGGGAACAGCAACAGCAGGAAAUCAGGCGACACCAAAAACAGCACCCACCUCAACAGGCACUUCCACGGUAUUGGUUGCAACAGCAGUCCAUGCCUACAGAUACACAAAUGGUCAAUAUGUAAAGCAGGGCAAAUUUGGUGCUGCAGUCCUGGGAAAUCACACAGCCAGAGAGUAUAAGAUCCUUCUUUACAUCAGUCAGCAACAGCCAGUUACUGUGGCCAGGAUUCACCUGAACUUUGAGCUAAUGGUUCGGCCCAAUAACUAUAGCACCUUUUAUGAUGACCAAAGGCAAAACUGGUCCAUCAUGUUUGAGUCAGAAAAGGCUGCUGUGGAAUUCAAUAAACAGGUGUGCAUUGCCAAAUGCAACAGCACCUCUUCCCUGGAUGUAGUGCUAUCACAGGACCUCAUUGUAACAGAGGGUCCUGCUGUGGAAGUUGGUGAUUCUUUGGAAGUGGCCUAUACCAGCUGGCUCUUUCAGAAUCAUGCACUGGGCCAGGUUUUUGAUUCCACUGCUAACAAAGAUAAGCUGCUUCGCCUGAAAUUGGGGUCAGGAAAAGUCAUCAAGGGCUGGGAGGAUGGAAUGCUGGGCAUGAAAAAAGGAGGGAAGCGGUUGCUUAUCAUCCCUCCAGCCUGUGCUACUGGCUCUGAGGGGGCGAUAGGAUGGACGCCAUCAAUGGACUCAAUCCUGGUGUUCGAGGUGGAGAUCAGGCGGGUGAAGUUUGCCAGAGAUUCCGGCUCUGACGGGCACAGUGUGAGUUCCCGGGACUCUGCAGCUCCGUCACCUGUGCCCAGUGCCGAUGGCCUGCCUGCUGAUCCUGUUGUGUCACCCCCCACAUCGGUGCCUUUCAAGUCAGGGGAGCCAGCUCUUCGUGCCAAGUCCGACUCCCUCAGUGAGCAGCUCCCCGUCAGUGCAAAUCCUGAUACAGCCAAGGCCAAGUUGAUCUCUCGGAUGGCUAAAAUGGGCCAGGCCAUGCUGCCCAUCCUCCCACCACAGCUGGAGUCCAAUGACUCGGAAAUGGAAGAAGUGAACGCUCUGCGAGGAGCCGGGCAGCCGGUGCCGAAUCCACCUGUCCAGCCCUCUCUUCAGCCAGCCCAGCCUCCGCUACCGCAGGUGACCACACACGCACCUCAGCCACCUGCUACCGGGCUCCAGGCACCCUCUGCUGCCUUAAUGCAAGUUGCAUCUCUCGAUUCCCACUCAGCUGUAUCCGGAAAUUCCCAGUCCUUUCAGCCCUACGCAGGUGUGUCAGCCUAUGCUUAUCCCCAGGUGUCGACCGUCGCCUCCCAGCUGCAGCCCGCUCGGCCCUUGUACCCAGCACCGCUCUCUCAGUCUCCCCAUUUUCAAGGAUCUGGUGACAUGGCUUCCUUUCUCAUGACUGAAGCCCGUCAGCAUAACACUGAAAUUCGAAUGGCAGUCAGCAAAGUGGCUGAUAAAAUGGAUCAUCUCAUGACUAAGGUUGAAGAGUUACAGAAGCAUAGUGCUGGCAAUUCCCUGUUCAUUCCUGGCAUGUCGGUUACAAUGGAAACGAAGAUGAUCAUGAGCAACAUCCAGCGAAUUAUUCAGGAGAAUGAAAGAUUGAAGCAAGAGAUCCUUGAGAAGAGCAGUCGGAUAGAAGAACAGAAUGACAAGAUUAGCGAACUAAUUGAACGAAAUCAGAGAUAUGUUGAGCAGAGUAACCUGAUGAUGGAAAAGAGGAACAACUCACUUCAAACAGCCACAGAAAACACACAGGCAAGAGUAUUGCAUGCUGAGCAAGAGAAGGCCAAGGUGACAGAAGAGUUAGCAGCAGCCACUGCCCAGGUCUCUCACCUGCAGCUGAAAGUGAGUGCUCACCAAAAGAAAGAAACAGAGCUGCAGAUGCAGCUGACAGAGAGCGUGAAGGAGACAGACCUCCUCAGGGGCCAGCUCGCCAAACUGCAGGCCGCGCUCUCAGAGCUCCAAGAAACCUCUGAGCAAGCACAGUCCAAGUUCAAAAGUGAAAAGCAAAACCGGAGACAACUGGAGCUCAAGGUGACAGCCCUGGAGGAAGAGCUGACUGACCUUCGAGCUGAGAAGGAGUCUCUGGAAAAGAACCUCUCAGAAAGGAAAAAGAAGUCAGCUCAAGAGCGCUGUCAGGCUGAGGAGGAGAUAGACGAAAUUCGCAAGUCACACCAGGAGGAACUGGACAAACUUCGACAGCUUUUGAAAAAGGCGCGAGUAUCCACAGACCAAGCAGCCUCAGAGCAGCUAUCUUUAGUACAGGCUGAGCUGCAGACCCAGUGGGAAGCAAAAUGUGAACACCUGUUGGCCUCCGCCAAGGAUGAGCACCUGCGACAAUAUCAGGAGGUGUGUGCACAGAGAGAUGCCAGCCAGCAGAAGCUGCUCCAGCUUCAGGAAAAGUGUUCAGCCCUCCAGGCCCAAGUCGCAGCCCUGACAGAGCAAAAUGAACAGCACAUCAAGCACCUGGAGAAAAAUAAGUCCCGGAUGUCUGGGGUGGAAGUUGCUGCCCCUGACUCAUCAGAGAAGGUCAAGAAGAUCAUGAACCAGGUGUUCCACUCCUUGCGGGGCGAGUUUGAGCUGGAGGAGUCGUACAGUGGCAGGGCUGUUCUGGGGACCGUCAUGAACACCAUCAAGAUGGUGACUCUUCAGAUGUUAAACCAACACGAGCAAGACAAGGGAGAGAGCAGCAAUGAAGAAGAAGAAGAUGAAGAAGAACAAGAAGAAGAGCAACCUCAGAGACCUUCCCAGGAGCAGUCAGUCUUGGCCAGUUCUGGGUCGUCUCAAGUGCCCCCGAGCAGGGAGGGGCAGGAGGCCCCCAUGGUGCCAUUGGAGCAGGUCGUCAAGGAAGCUGAGCCAUUGCCUUCUGGGCCCCUCCACGCCCCCCAGGAGGAUGCACAGAGACAGGAAGGAGAGCCCACAGGAGCAGGGGCACUCUCAGAGAUAAGAGAUCAUUCCCUCCUUGCCCAACUGGCCUGCGUCCCCGCCCAACAAGUUCUGGGGCCCCCAACUUCAAUUCCCCCUCUGCCUCCAAGCUGCGUAACCUUGGACUCUGAGUGUGAGGAGGCAUUUGCUGCUGGCCCAUUGGGAGAUACCUGUGUUGAGGAGCAAGAAAGCUCCACAAGACUGUCCCUGACUUCAGACUCUAAGAAGAGGGACCCACUGCCCUUGGAGCCUGAAAGUUCAGGAGGAGAGCGUCAGCCUCCAGAGAGCCAGAAAGAGGAAGAUUCCACUGGUCCCACUGGUCCCUCCAGGGAGCUGUCGAGCACAGAGGCAGGUUCUGCAUCUGCAGGAGAAGCACUUGGACCCAGCCACUCUACUCAGCGUUCCAGUCUCUCCGAAGAUGAAGAGGAUGAGCUGUUUAAAGGGGCAACUCUGAAAGUUCCAAAGUCCAAAGCGCAGCCUGAGGAAGAGGACGAAGACGAGGUGAGCAUGAAGGGACGCCCGCCCCCAACACCCCUUUUCGAAGAUGACGAUGACGAUGACAUUGACUGGCUGGGAUGAAGACCCAGGAACCUGAUGCAAAGGUUUCUCUACUGACCCUCCCCUGAGCAUGUUUUGCACAGCCAGCCCUGGGUCUGGGUGAGCCACAGGGAGAGGCCAAGGGGAGCAUUCUGAGGACAGUAGCCCAGGUACCCGAGUUAGCCAGCUUCUGAGCCCCUGCCUGGCUGGGGGAAGAGGAGCGCGGGCCUGUCUUCAGAAUGCCGGAGUUGGCAGCAGCUGACCCUGGUCAUGCCUCCGAGUCCCAUCUGGAGGAAGGGCUGGUGGUUUCCUCCCCAGUCGUCACCCAUGAGAGUCCUGCCCUCUUCCAAGCUCUUCAAUCUCUUCCCUAACUCCCGGACUGCUGCGGGGAGGCUGCCUCUGUCUCCCAGCACUGGGGCCUGUCACCUGGGGUGAGGCCACCCUGGUAGACCCAAGGGCGGACUACACCAUCCGAACCCCCAUUCAGUUAACAGCCUUGCCUACAGUCCUGACACAUUGUCUUCUCUGCCUUAAGUCUUUGAAGUUAGAAAAAAAAAAAAACCAAAAUAAAUAUCUGUAAUGAAACAUGACUCAAACUUCUGGGGAGAAAGGAAUCUGGUUCCCAAGGCUGUCUGCACCCCUCUCUGGGAAUCUCAAGGUAGCAGUGGUAACAGACCCGGGCCAGUUCACACACACAAACCGUUGUGACAUAUUCCCUUUGGCAUCUGACCCUGGGCCUUCAGGCUUCGGAACCAGAUCAGCGCCUGCUGCCCCAGCUCAUCCCAGCAUUAGUGUGAGGCUUAGGACGUUGUGGUUCUCUGAGGACCACUUCUGCCGUCCCCUUGCUCCUGCAUGCCUGGCCCUGUGCCCUGGACAGCCACGCAGGGAAGGUAGGAGGGCCCUGCGGUCCAUCUGUCACAGCAACUAGGAUUCUUCACCUGCAGAGCAGCUGCCAUUCCCUCUGAAUUUGGGGCCAGGACUACCGAAGAAAACAGUAGUGAGAAAUGUUUGUACUUCCUCAGAAUCUUCCAGAGACCAUGCAGUCUUCAAAAUGUGGAAUCGUUUUAGUAAUAAUGGUCCUGAUUUUAAGUUUAUAAGAUAGGAACCUGAACUCCACUUUGUCUGCCUGAUGUCAUCCUCUGCAAUGACAGCUUUGAGUCUGUCCCCAGAUGCGGGGCUGGGAGGCAGCAGGAAUUACCAUUUACAGAACUUCGUUGUUUAACAAAUAGGCACUGCCGCUGAGCACUUCAUACACUGCCCCACCUCCAGCAACCCUUGCAGAAGACACUGUCGUCCCCGUUUAGAGAGGAAGCCUGGCUCUGCUCCUUACUAGGGUGGCUUAGCUUCUCUGUGCCUCGGCUGCUUCACCUAAGACAAGGACAGGAAGUUCCUACCUUGUUGUGAGAAGUAGAUGAGUUAAUAUUGUUCAGUGCUUAGAACACGGCCCGGAAAUGCUAAGUGCUAACCAGGCGUUGAUUUACAAAAUUUGUGUUGAAUCUUAAGCAUGCAAUCAGUCUCUCUAGCACACAGAUUUGUUUUUAAGCCCUCUGUUCUAUAAAAAGCCUUAAAUGCAUCACACAUACAUGAAGAUGUGACUGUAUCAAACUGACGGGUUACAGCGCCCCCGAGGAGGGAGUGGUACCUGAGGGAGGACACCGAGGUCAGGACUUAAAAACGCGCUGGAGGCUCCAUAGGCAGGACUGCACAGGACCCUGGAAAUCUUGGACCUGUUGUGCCUUUCAGCAGCUUCCUGAUUCCCUCCAGUGUGGAGAGUGUGCUGAAGGCCCCACGUACUCUACGUUGUUAGUUACUUCUGAUUGUAAGUUAAAAUGUGGUUUUGAUGUACUUUUGCCUCUGCCCUCAGGGAAAGCUCAGUGCUUGUAGUUACGCCAACGUAGGUGUUUGUAGUCCCUGUCAGUUAUCUUUCUCGUGGUGCCCAAUCACUGUUUGUUACCCGAGCCAAAGAAUGACUCCUGACUAGCCUGGCACUGGGGUGUCUGCCUGUGGGCACAGGGUUUUAGGGCUGGCGCCUCCCUGAGCCCAGGGUUGUCUUUGUAGCAGACGGACAGACUGGGCCCCGAGAGCGCCCUACGGCCAGCCCUGCCAGCUCCUUUCGCCCACUCUGCUCCUGCCAUUGUUCCGUGUGCCUGCUGUUUGAAGAGAAACAGAAGACAGAUCACACACUGUUUAAAAAUAUAUAUUUAUUAAAAUUAUUUUUUUUAAUUCCAAAAGCUUAAGACCGUCUUUCCUGUAGCCCGUGAGGUACUGGAGCCUGAAUGUUACAGUACACAGCAGUGGUUUUUCCUCCCUGGGUCUCCUGUUGCCUUUUCUGUAAAGUGAAAAGGUUCAGAUAUCGAGAGUCUCAUCUCUCUCUACAAAUGUAACGUUUUGGUUUGACUGCUUAUUGCAUCUUCAGUCAUUCCCCCCCCACCCCCCACCUCAUGGCUUACUCAAUGUUUUAAGUGAAUAAAUCAUGUUUGUUAUGGGUGAGCAGCAAGUAAUAAAUAAAAAGCAUUAAGUAUUGUUCA
Artibeus jamaicensis (Jamaican fruit-eating bat) is the source of this 6378-nucleotide messenger RNA. RefSeq names its product FKBP prolyl isomerase family member 15 (gene FKBP15). The transcript has 28 exons. Lineage: Eukaryota; Metazoa; Chordata; Mammalia; Chiroptera; Phyllostomidae. Gene Ontology annotation, molecular function: peptidyl-prolyl cis-trans isomerase activity. Bases 257 to 3892 code for a protein of 1211 amino acids. Gene Ontology annotation, cellular component: growth cone. The record is from RefSeq and is a predicted model, not a curated record.